Messenger RNA from Vespula pensylvanica (western yellowjacket), 2832 nucleotides. RefSeq lists its product as uncharacterized. The record is from RefSeq and is a predicted model, not a curated record. The transcript is spliced from 2 exons. Bases 332 to 1522 code for a protein of 396 amino acids. NCBI's taxonomy places the organism in Eukaryota, Metazoa, Arthropoda, Insecta, Hymenoptera, Vespidae.
UGAGUGAGGCUUCCAUAAUUUAAUUAUACGUAAGAGUCUCAACAAAUGCUCGGAAGAUACCGAGAUAGCCACCUUUAGUUUUAUCCUGUUCGUCGAGGAGAGAGAGCAGUAGCUAAUAACUUUGCUUGUCCCUUUAUGCUUGAGUAGCUCUCAUUUGAAUCGUCGAAAAUUUGCAGGUUUUUUUAAGUUCAUUAGUAGUUUGCACUUACGAUACGCACGUUGAAAACAAACGUAUAUAAAAUAGAUAUACAUACGUACAUACAUAUAUAUAUAUAUAUACACACACACACAUAUAUAUAUAUACGUGCGACGAAUAGAAAAAUCCUUUAUAAUGGAAAAGUCAGGCCAAGCGAACACCAUGAACGAAACGAGUCCUACAAUCGACGUUAAUAACGAAAAAGAUAAGACCGAGAAUGAUAAAUCGUCGGUCUGUAACAUUACGACUGAUUUGUACGAAUUGAAACAGAUCAAUUGUGAGAUAGGUGCCAAGGAGGUGUCUCAAAGUUGUUCAAUAAAUUCAUGCAAUGAAGAAGACAAAGUGAAGAAUGAAAAUCGUUCGAACCCGUCGAAUGAACCUCGGGAAGAGCAAAAAAACGAUCAACAGAAUGUAGCCAAAGACGGCGAUGAAAAAAAUUAUAAUGAAUGUUGUGCUCUAGAAGAUAAUUUACAAAAGAUAAAACAAUGUUGUCAGAGUCCAUCCAGAGGAAAAGAGACAACGAGUAUGAAGCAAAAACGUAAGUCCAGAUCUACGAGAAGACGAUUGAAUGCGAUGAUUAAUAAUACAUCCUUACAUUUCUCUGAUACGGACUCGGAAGGUGAAUUGGUCAUUAUGGAAGCUUAUGCACGUACUCCUAGUCCUGCCAAGUCACGAGGACCUGUAAUUUCUGUGACAAUGGAGGACAUUGAGAGCGUUGAUAAAUUUGAUACGAAUCCUCGAUGUUUAACAAUUUUAUCGACUCCUGAAAUGAACAUAUCUCGACGUGGAAGUUUUGCGGAGAAUCUCACGGACGUCGAUGAAAUUUAUGCAAGUGAACCUGAAAACGAACAGAACACAGAAGGAAGAAAGAGUUUGACCGUAACAGGAAUUACUUAUCAAGGUGAAACUGACGUCGAGGAUAUAUCAAAUGACGAGGAUGAACCGGUUAUCUACGUGACACCUAGAUUGGACAUCUUGUGCGAGUUCGGUGGUGAGACUAUCACUACCAAGGAAGGAAAUGGACCAUUUUCCGUAGAGAUACGUAGUCGAAUGUCGAAGGAAAUAGAAGAUACUGAAGUCCGGAAUUCAUCCGACAUUGUGAUCAUGCCGGGAACCGACAGCGAGGAUAUGGAAGUAUCGGAUGAGGAUGAUCUACAAAUAGCUUCUUGUAGUCAACGCGACCUGUUCGAAGAUCUUGAUGUUUUAGCGGCUUCUCAUAUCGUAAUGACGAACGUUAAUAAGAUGGAUAAUAUGCUUGCUGUUAAGGAUAUUCAGGAAGAUAUCACCAUAGGGGAUUGUCAUACCGAUGUUGAAGAUGUAGAUUGAGUUUAAGAUGUGCCGAAUGAGUUUUAUUUAGCAAAACGCGAAACGUUAAGGAUCAAAUCAAUUAUUUGAUGCCAAGAAUUACAAUCUUGCAUCCCCAUUAUUUUUUUGAUUUAUUUAUUCACGUGAAUCGGAUCUAUUGAUUUAUCUUAAUCGAAGAUAAUUUCUUCUUCUUGUGUUGUUAUUCGUUUUCCUUUUUGCACCGUGCUCGAUCUAUUGAAGAUCUAUUUUUCUUAGUAUAAACUUUGGUAAUGGUUAACCCUCGAGUGAUAUGUUUUGAAAGAACAUCGCUUUGGUCGUCCUCGUGAUUAAAUAUUUCAUUCUGUGCAAUAAUCUCGCUUCAACCAAAUUUCUUUUGCUUUUUUAAAUUCUCGAACUAUUUUCUCUCUUGUAUUAUUAAUUAUUUAAUUGAAUGACAAAUAUCUUAUUGAGAUUAAUGAUUCGAGACAUGUGCAGAAUAAAAUUUAUUUGUCUUGGUAUCGUGGAUACUACUUAAGGGUUAAAUAUAAAAGAGAUUUCAAUAUUCUUCGGAUAACUAUUCUUUCGAACAAAUUAUUCCUAAACAUCGAACAACAUUUCAUUGAUUAAUUCUAAUCCUUUCGAAAAAAAGAAAAGAAAAAAGAAAAAAUUAAUGUCUUUUUCGAGUAUGAAUAAAACGAGUGCAAAGCUUUACAUAUUUACAUUUUUUCGCGUCUAUAUACUCCUUUUUUUCUUUUCGGUUAAUCCUUUUUAACAUUUUGAUGCCGAUAAUAAUGCGACAUUUUUUUAUGUACUUGUUAUACUUGCAGGCAGAACUGCCGUCAUCAACAUAAUCAUAGACAACCAUAUGGGAUAUUAAAUACAAAAUAACAGCAUAUCUGUCCUCAACUUCUUUAACGAAAUUUCGCAGAUGCAUAUAUAAGUCGAUGUUAUACGUUAUAAAAAUACACACACACACACCCACACACACAGAUAAAUACGCAAAGAAUAUACAUUAUAAAUUAAAUAGAAAUCGAUGACUAAUUGAAUUAGUCAUUGAAUUGUUGAAUGUAUUAUUCAUGUUAGAAUAACGAGUUGUUAUGUGUACAGUUCACAAAAAUUUAUGAACUAAUUCAACGUUUGAUCAUUAUAUUAGAAAGCAAUGAGAUUUUUUGCGCAAGUACAUAAAGAGGUUUGCACGCAGCACGAGACGACGAAAGAGAGAGCGAGAGAGAGAGAGAGAGAGAAUGAGAGAACAAAAAAAAAGAAAAAAAAAAUUGUAAAAUGAAACGAUGUAAUUAUUGAUUAUAAUUAACGUAAUAAAUAAAAAGUAAUAUGAGCAUCAUUCUUGGUUG